Messenger RNA from Mauremys mutica (yellowpond turtle), 1290 nucleotides. Its product is annotated as avidin-like. The transcript is spliced from 4 exons. The record is from RefSeq and is a predicted model, not a curated record. Gene Ontology annotation, molecular function: biotin binding. NCBI's taxonomy places the organism in Eukaryota, Metazoa, Chordata, Testudines, Geoemydidae. Bases 303 to 797 code for a protein of 164 amino acids.
UCUAUAGCUGGUCACUGACCGCACUCCUCACAGCACUGCCCAGGUCACACGGCUUCUUUUCAUUUUGUCUUGCUGGCCCUGCCAGCGGCUUGGGCUGGAGAUUGAAUUUCAGUGAGACAGACACAAAAUAACCGAAGUGCCCGCUCACUUCUGGGAACUGCCAGCAAGGAGAGAACCAACGCAGCUCAGGUUGCAGCUCCGGCCUGCUGCGAGGGGAUAUAAAGACAGGGCCUGAUGGGUGGCCCCAGACUAAGUGCCUGGGAGACUCAAUUGGCUUCUGCAGGCGGCUUCUACUCCAAGUGAUGAUGGGGAAAAUCGGCUUCUCCCUGAUCCUCGCCCUGGCUCUGGUGACCCUCAGCACCUCUUCAGAGAGAAAGUGUGUCCUGUCCGGAUCGUGGAAGAGCAGCGUGGGCUGCAAGAUGGUUGUAUCUGAACUCAGCGAGGCUGGAGUGUUCUCGGGUUCAUACCUCUCUGCGGCAAUGGCCCCCAAGGCUGACCGCCUGCCGUCGCGCCUGCAUGGAAUCCAGCACGGCGCCAGCCUGACGGAGCAGCCAACCUUCGGCUUCACCGUGAAGUGGCAGUUCUCAGAGUCUCCGCCAGACUCCAUGAGCGUCUUCGUGGGCCAGUGCUUCGUGGAUGACCAGGGAGAGGAGACCCUGCAGACCAUGUGGCUGCUGCGCCAGGAGGUCGGAUCCCCCGGUGCCGACUGGGAAGCGACCAGGGUCGGCACAAACGUUUUCACCCGGUUCAAGGGGCAGAACAUGGGCGAAUCCAUGAGGAGCGACGGUGCCCGGUGACCCAGCAGCACCGUGACCCGGGGGCCCUGCCCACCCCCCUCCCCCGUCUGGAAUCUCUCGAGAGCGUCUCGCCCGGUGUCAGGGCUGUUUGCUGGGCUGCAGAGGCGCCGUCUCUGUCUCCAUCUCCCCUCGCUCUGCAGUUAUCCCCCCCACCCCACCCCAGAGUCGCUGCCUGCGGCCCCCACGCUGCGGGUUAGUUCCUUUCCCAGUAAAGUUCUAGCGCGGGAGGCAAAUGAGUCUCUGGUGUUUUUAUUGCUCUUGGGCUGAAGCUGUUGCUGAGCCGUGAUUCCCACCUGCCCCUCCCUGGAUUCCCUGCUAGGUGCCGAUUCUCUCCCAUGAGCCGGGCCCUUCCUGGGACGCCCCUUGGCAGGUUCAUCCCCCUGGUUCGCUCCUUUGCUCACUGCCCAUUGCCUGGGCAGAGAGUGCAACAGCCGUUGUGCAGCCCCGAGGAGACGCCCUUCCUGCUAAACGGCCCUUCGCUCGCUCAGGAGGU